Messenger RNA from Colias croceus (clouded yellow), 5181 nucleotides. RefSeq names its product plectin (gene brp). NCBI's taxonomy places the organism in Eukaryota, Metazoa, Arthropoda, Insecta, Lepidoptera, Pieridae. The transcript is spliced from 16 exons. The record is from RefSeq and is a predicted model, not a curated record. Gene Ontology annotation, cellular component: cytoskeleton of presynaptic active zone. Bases 133 to 5076 code for a protein of 1647 amino acids. Gene Ontology annotation, biological process: neuromuscular synaptic transmission; regulation of synaptic plasticity; maintenance of presynaptic active zone structure. Gene Ontology annotation, molecular function: structural constituent of presynaptic active zone.
GAUGACUACUACCGACGCGAACCGCCCCCUCUAUUCCUUGGAGAACUGCAAUCACAAAAUUCCGACCUGCAGCGAGAGCUGGGCAACCUCAAGAAGGAGCUGGAACUGACCAACCAGAAGCUGGGCUCCAGCAUGCACAGCAUAAAGACGUUCUGGAGCCCAGAGCUGAAGAAGGAGCGGGCGCUGCGGAAGGAGGAGAGCGCUAAAUACAGCCUUAUAAACGACCAACUUAAACUGCUCAAUCAGGAGAAUCAGAAACAAGCAAUGCUAGUACGUCAAUUGGAAGAAGAACUUAGACUGCGCAUGCGCCAGCCCGCUCCAGAGUUACAGCAACAACUUGAGGCGCUAUACGCGGAAAAUGAACAUCUACAACGGGAAAUCGCUAUUUUGAGGGAUACUAUCAAGGAACUUGAAUUACGAAUUGAGACCCAGAAGCAAACGUUACAAGCCAGAGAUGAAAGUAUUAAGAAAUUAUUGGAAAUGCUACAGAAUAAGGGAAUGGUUACUCACACAAAGUAUUUUCCAGGUAAGGAAGAAGAAAGGCAAAUGUUCCAGCAAAUGCAAGCCAUGGCACAAAAACAGUUGGAUGAGUUCCGUCUGGAGAUUCAGAGGCGAGACCAGGAGAUCUUGGCGAUGGCGGCGAAGAUGAAGGCGUUAGAGGAGCAGCAUCAGGACUACCAGCGGCACAUCGCCGUGCUCAAGGAGUCGCUGUGCGCGAAGGAGGAGCACUACAGCAUGCUACAAACAGACGUUGAAGAACUAAAAGCUCGUCUCGAUGAAAAGAGUCGACUCGUGGAAAAGAAGACAGCUGCAGCAAUGGCUGCUGCGCAUGAGUUGGCAGAAUUGAGAGAUCACUCUGAAAUCAAGGAUAGAAAGAUUAACGUGCUGCAGAGGAAGAUUGAAAACCUUGAAGACUUACUCAAAGAGAAAGACAACCAAGUCGAUAUGGCUAGAGCCAGACUGAAUGCAAUGCAAGCGCAUCAUUGUUCCUCAGAAGGUGCUUUAUCAUCUCUAGAAGAAGUUAUAGGUGACAAAGAGAAACAAAUCCAACAGCUAAGAGAACAGAGAGACAGAGCCGAACAUGAAAAGAACGAAGAAAGAGAGCUUCAUGAAAGAGAAUUAGCCGAUUAUAAGAUGAAACUGCAUGCACUCGAAAGUGAGGUAGAAAAAUUGGGCGCGAGACUCGAAAGAGCUUCAGCCGAGAAGGACAGGCUUGAAGCGAAAUUAGAAAGUUCACAGUCCGAAUUAGGCAAAUCUAAAGCAGAGUUAGACAAAGCAGCAAGUGAAGUCGGAAGAUCUGGUGCCGAUUGGGAAGCCGCAAAACAACGCCUCGCUAGACUAGAAUUAGAAAACGAAAGACUUAAGCACGAAUUAGAGAGGUCUCAAACUACGUUUGGUAGAAGCACAUUAACUACGUCACAGGAACUGGACAGAGUGCAAGAGAAAGCUGAUAAGAUGGCCACUGAAUUGAGAAGGACGCAAGCAGAGUUACGAGUGACACAAGCAGAUGCGGAAAGGUCCAGAGCUGAAGCUGGUGCGUUACAAGAAAAGUUAGAGAAAUCACAAGGGGAGGUCUAUCGUCUCAAAGCAAAACUCGAAAAUGCACAAACCGAACAGGAUAGCUUGAAGGAAGAAUAUGAUCGGGUACAAUCAUCCAUCAGUCGUCUCCACUCAGAACGUGACAAGGCCAUAGCAGAACUGGACAAGGCACGAGAAGAACUAGAAAGGACACAGGCCACAUUGGGCAAGGCGCAGUUACAGCAAGAUAAGUUACAGGCAUCGCUAGAUGCGGCUCAUUCAGAGAUCGAUAAACUGCAAGAGAAAUUGGAUAAGUCUGCUGUGGAAGUUAGGAAGUUACAAGUAGACCGCGAGAAAUCAGCUUACGAUUUCGAGUCACUCCAAUCACAACUGGACAAGGCGUUGGGUCAAGCAGCUCGUUUACAGAAGGAAAGGGACACCGCUCAAUUGGACGCUGAUCGGUUUAGAGACAAGCAUGAGAAGGCACAAGCGCUCGUAGCGCGCAUACAAAAAGAGCGCGAUUCAGCGCUUGCAGACGCUGCAAGCUGCCGCGAGCGGGCGGAGGCAGCGGCUGCAGCGGCUAACCGCGCUGCGAGAGACCGCGAUAGUGCUGCCACGGAGUUGGACGUGCUAAGGGAACGAUGGGAAAAAGCGCAUCAGCAGCAUCAAAAAUUGACUAUGGAACGAGAUGACGCCCUCACUGAAUUAGAAAUAUUGAAAGAGAAAUUAGACAAAGCCUUGUAUUCAACACAAAAGACCGUAGAGGAAAAAGAGACCGCGCACAAAGAAUACGAAAAAAUGCUUGAGAAGUAUGAUAGAUCUCAAAACGAAAUAUACAGACUGCAAAACAAGAUAGACAUACUGGAAGCUGAUAAAGACCGUUUAGAAUUGGAAUUGGAAAAACAAGUUCACUUAUCUACCAAAUCUAGGGAUGAUCUGAGGAAACUGCAAGACGAAUCCGCAAGACUACAGGAAAUGUAUGACAGGGCAUCUUUACAAUUAGGCAGGACCAAAGAACAGGAAGAGAAAGCAAAGGAAGAUAUGGAUAGACUAUGUGUUGACAUUGAAAUGGUUAGAGACCGUUACGAAAAGAGUCAGAUCGAGCUGCGAAGACUGCAAGCAGAGAAAGAAAAAUUAGUGGCAGACAGUGAACGUUUACAGUUUGAAUAUGACAGAGCAAUGACACAGUGUGGUAAAGCACAAGCGUCCAAUGAAAAGACACAAGAAGAAAUGGCCAGAGUGCAGGUAGAACUCGAAAAGAUGUACGAUAAGCACGACAAAGUAUCGGCCGAGUUGAGAAGGGUUCAGGCUGAAUUAGAUAAAGUUAAAGCGGAUGCUUCAGGUGCCCGAGAAGAAGCAGAACGAUAUGCAGCGCGUUACGGAAAGUAUCAUGAUACGAAGGAAGAACACGAAAGAACUAAGUUGGAAGUUGAACGGCUUCGCACACGGCUAGAGAAGACCACGCUAGAGCUGGAGCGCGCACGUAAAGCGGAAGAAGAGGUUACCCGUCUACGUUCUGAACUAGAACGCGUCGAGGGUCUCCGAGGUAAAUACCAAUUCGAACAGGAUAAAUGGAGUACUGAAUUAAGCCGCAUGCAAACCGAACUCGAUAAACACCGCGAACGAUUCGAAUCAUCACAAACUGAAAUCCAACGUCUGCAAGCUGAAAAGGAACAAGCGGAAACUAAAUUACACGAAUUGAAUAUACAGUUGGAACUGUCUAAGAACGAAGUGACGAAAUUAUCAACGGCCAUGGAGAAACAAAGAACUGACCUUGAACGUGCUCACAUUGAGUGUGAGAAGUUCAGGGAUAGAUGUGAGAAAUUGAAACUGCGUUCGGAUCAAUUAGAAAAGGAUAAUGAAAGACUAAAGGGAGAACUAACACAAAUUGAAAGAAUGAAGUUACAAGCAGUUGCUGGCGAUAAGGCAAGGACGGAAGAUAGACUAGAAAUAGAACGACUCCGUGAUAAAUUAGAGAAGGCAAUACAAGCAAGAGAUGCAACAGAAAUGGAGGCAGGCCGCUUAGCUAAAGAACUUGAAAAGUCACAAAUGCAUCUUGCGAAGUAUCAGGAGACAAAUGAGACUACACGCGUAGAGUAUGAUAGAAUGACUAACGAAUUGGGACGCAUGCACGAACGCUUAGAAAGAACAAUAUUAGAAAUGCGGCAGAUUGAACAAGAAAGGGACGCUCUCAGAGCUGAGAUACAGAAUACUAGACGCAAUAUAGAACAACAACAACGUACAUUAGAUCAUCGCACGCAAGAAACAUUAGUUAAAUUACAACAAGAAUUAGCUCAAUCAGUGAGAGAUAGAGAAAAGAUGGCAUCUAUACUAGAACAAAGAGAUAAACAAGCUGAUGCAAUAGAAAAGCAGAUAGUCAAAUUAGAAGCGGACACGAAGCAACUGACAAUUGAACGCGAUCAACUUGUAGCCCAAUUAGAAAAGUCUCAGGACAUGCUUGUGAACUUCCAACGAGAAUUGAACUCGUCGGAAACAGAACUGCAAAAGCAGCGUGAAGAAGUGAGACGAUUGAAAGAGGAGCAAAGAAAAAUCGCACAAGAUUCCGAACGCGGUGCAAAAUCUGUUAUCGAGAGCCGCGACCGGGAGAUCGCGAAAUUACAACAACAAAUGCAAGCUGUCUCAAAAGAAAAGGACUCUUUCAGGCAGCGCGCAGAAAAGGCUGAGAAAGAGGCACAGAGAGCCGCUGAGGUCGAUAAAUGGAAAGCCGUCGUCGAAUCGGAAAAGACUAAAGCGAUCGCAGCGGAAAAAGCGCUAUCGGAAUGCCAGCAACGCUUACACUCAUUAGAGAAACAAUUCCAGGCUCAACAUCAGCAAUUGCAGCAGCUGCAAUCUCGUGGACCGUCCAACGUGCAAGAAGUACAGAAGCAGCUUGAAGCGGCUCAAGCGGAGGCGCGAUCGCUCGCGGUUGAAAGGGAACGUUGCCAGUCGCAGCUGGAGAUGCUCGUACAAGAAUUGGAGAAGAGCCAGCUCGAUCUCCGAGAAGCGAACAAGAAACUCCAACAAGCUGGACAGAGCGGCAGAGCUGGGGACGAUACGGCUCAGGCUAGAAAACAACUACAAGAAGAAUUCAAGAAGCUAGAAGACGCAAGAAAACAAUUUGAAGAGAACAGAAGAGCGGUGGAGAACAAACGGAAAGACGUGGAGGAGAAAGAGAAAUCGCUAACGGAGUUAGACCGACAGUUAAAGAAGAGAAAAGAGCAAAUGGACCAAAUGGAAGCAUCCUUAAGGAAGGCCGGCGGCAGCACAGCAGCGGUAACAGAAAUGAAUCGCAAGCUCACAGACACGCAGAAAGAAGCCGACGAUCUCAAGAAACAGUUGGGUUCAUCUCAAGAGGAGUCAAAGCGGUUGGCGGCUGAAACCGAGCGACUGUUGCAACUUGUGCAGAUGUCGCAAGAGGAACAGGCGCAAAAGGAGAAGCAGAUUAUGGAUUUGCAGCAGUCUGUGAGAAACCUUCAAGCCAAAUUAAAAACUCAGCAACAAGCACAAGCACAAAGAGAAGAGGCCGGACCCGCUGGCUUCCUCAAAAGCUUUUUCUAAGUUAGCCCUUCUCAAGACUGUCGUUCAUUUAUUUUAUCAUUUUGUUUAAUUUCGUUCUUUAACUGUCGCACUUACUAACUUUCCGUAAGCGACUUCUCCGAACUC